Messenger RNA from Xenia sp. Carnegie-2017, 696 nucleotides. RefSeq lists its product as uncharacterized. Gene Ontology annotation, biological process: regulation of transcription by RNA polymerase II. The record is from RefSeq and is a predicted model, not a curated record. Gene Ontology annotation, cellular component: nucleus; transcription regulator complex. The transcript is spliced from 3 exons. The coding region runs from base 1 to 696 and encodes 231 amino acids. Lineage: Eukaryota; Metazoa; Cnidaria; Anthozoa; Malacalcyonacea; Xeniidae.
AUGGCGUCACUAGAAGAAGCACUUAUAAAUUCUUUUCGCGCGUAUCCUGCUCUUUACGACAUGUCUUUAAAAGACUAUAAAGAUGAAAAAUUGAAGGCAAAUAUCUGGAAAAAGAUAGCCGAAGAAAUGCGUGCAAUCGGUUUUGAUUUCUCAGCAAACGAACUAAAAGAUAAAAUGAAAAAUUUGCGAGACACAUAUAGGCGAUGCAAAAAGAAGCAUGAUGCAGCUAUCAAAUCUGGUGCUCCUGCUUCCUCAACACCAAACUGGGAGUUUUGGUCUAUUUUGACCUGGCUGGAUGAUUUCGCAAAACGACGCCAGACAAUCUCGAAUGUUGUUAUCCCUGUGGAAGACCAACUUACGUCUUCUCAAAUCCAGGAAGACUCUGAGGAGAUAGCUGAGAGUGUGCUUGCUGACAGUUCAUCAAGCCAAUCAACAAAUUUGUCCAGCACAUCUGAAAUUGUACGAUGCAAGGAGAGGAAGGCUGAAGACAUGUCACCAUAUCAAACAAAGUUGAUUGGGUAUCUAGAAACUCUUCACAAAAAACAAGUUGAAGAGCCAGAGAGUCAAGAUGAAUAUGACUUUUUCGGAAAGAGUGUUGCUGAGCAAAUUAGGAAGCUACCUACUCCAUAUGCUAGGGCUAAAGCCAAGAAGGAGAUUCAGGAUGUUCUUUUUAAGCUGGAGUUUCCAGAAAAUUAG